AUGGAUCGACGUGUUUUAUGCGAUAGUUUAAUUAAAUGGAUGAAAACAUUUGAUCUAAAUCGCCCAAUAAAUGGAGUUGGUGAUCUAUCUGACGGUGUUCUUAUAGCUAUGUGUUUGAAAAAUAUUGAUGUAAAUCAUUUUAAUGAUGUUUGGUUACAAAAAAUUCGAACUGAUGCUGGAGAUAAUUAUCGAAUAAAAGCAAAUAAUCUUAAAAAAAUCCUGAAGAAUAUAACCGAUUAUUAUUCUGAAAUACUUGGUCAAUCUCUUGUUGAUUUUCAAAUGCCUGAUCUUAAUAUGAUAGUUAAUAUAGCUGAAAGUACUGAUGAAACAGAACUUAGUCGACUAUUACAACUUGUUCUUGGUUGUGCUGUUAGUUGUGAUCGAAAACAAUAUUAUAUUGAACAUAUUAUGCUAUUGGAAGAAUCUGUUCAACAUGUUUUAAUGAAUGCUAUUCAAGAGUUAAUGGUAAAAGAAAUUCGAAAAAAUAAUGAAGAAUAUUCUGAAUUAGGUGAUCAAUUAAAACAUGCAUUAGAAGAACUUAAUCGUGUUGUUGAAGCUAAAGAAGAAAUUGAACAUCGUUGUCGUGAACUUGAUUUACAAAUAUCUACACUUCAAGAUGAUAAACUUGGCUUAAUACAAGAAACAUCACGUUUAAAUGAACGUUUACAACAAUAUGAAAAUGCUGAAGAUGGAGAAUCAAUUCCAAGAAGUCGUUAUAAAACUUUACAAGAACGAAUUCAAUCUCAACAAGAAGAAAUAUUUAAACUUGAAACAACUUUACAAGAUUAUCGAGCUAAACUUGAUGUAUUACGUGAAGAUAAUGAAAGUCUUCUAAAACGAAAUGAUGAUUUAAUGGUACUUGCUGGUGAUGCACGAAAUUUUAAAGAUGAAUUAGAUAUAUUAAGAAAUAAAUGUGAAAAAAUGACUAAAUUAGAAUCAACUAUUGAUGCAUAUAAAAUAAAAUUAGAAGAAAUGUCUGAUCUCCGACAACAAAUAAAAUAUUUAGAAGAAACAAAUUUACGUUUAUUUGAUGAAAAAGCUAAUUUAGAACAAGAAUAUAAACAAGCUAAAUUAUUACAAACACAAGUUGAAUUUCAUAAACGAACAAAUCAAGAAUUAUAUCAAAAAAUAAGUGAAUUACAACGAAUAGCUGAUAAAGCUGAAUUUGAAAAAAAUCGAGCUGAAGAACGUUUAAAUGCAAUUACUGCAGAAAAAAAUAAUUUAACAAAUCAAAUUGAAUUAUUAAGAGAAACAAAUGAAAAGCUUAGUGGUGUAAAUUUAGAUGAAGCUGAUGGAGCAACUAAUUCAAACGAUCAAUUAACUGGAUCUUUAGAAGAUCUUAAUUUUCUUAAUUUACCAGCUGAUGUCAGAGAACGUUUUAUUCGUCUGCAACAUGAAAAUAAAAUGCUCAAAUUACGUCAAACUGAAGAGACAAAUAAUGAACAAAUAUUAAUACUUCAAGCAAGCUGUGAACAACUUAAAGAUCAAAACAAUCAAUUAACUAAUGACCUUUGGUAA
Messenger RNA from Rotaria sp. Silwood2, 1518 nucleotides. NCBI's taxonomy places the organism in Eukaryota, Metazoa, Rotifera, Eurotatoria, Philodinida, Philodinidae. The record is from the annotation of a GenBank genome assembly.